GGCACGGCAAGCAGGACCGCGCAUGGCAAGCAAGUAGCCCGCCCGCACAGCUGUGCAUGCCCUUUUGCUUUCAGUGACUUGCCGAACGCCUUGUCCGCAACGCUUCGCGCGCCUUUGCUCCGCUUGAAAGCUCCGCUCUGCUCCGAUUUGCUCCCGAAUGCGGCCCCCGAACCAAAGCGUGGUUCAAAGCGCCAGAGAAGCUUCGAAGGGCAUUCCCUUACGAUCAGAGAGCGAGCGUGAUCAAGCUAAGGGGUUCCAUUGAGCAGGAUCGCGCAACAAAACGCUGCAACUCCGUCUGAGUAUAUAUUAAACGCUUAUUCGGUCCAUACAUGGUCAAGUAUAGUUAGAACCAGGUAUAGGAUUGCAAAGAAAGUCCAGAAAUGUAGGGAACGUUUAAGUGCGACACACUGAGGUCACCGUCCCGGCAGAGGGACGAUCCGAAAUACAGUACAGAAGCACAACGGCAGAUAAGGCGCCGUGUGCUCCUGACGCGUACAAGACCCAGCUCGGUUCGGCCCCAUGCACAGGCACGUACCCGAGCGUCCUGCGCCGUGCGUGACUCUAACGCAACACGGCAGUUACGUCGCAAUAACUAGACUUAUCUCCACUGCGCUGCGAUAAGUCAGCGCUUAUUUCCCAACAUCAGCCUCAGCUUGGGCACGCGCAUCGUGGAGUGUGGCAGCUUCCAGUGCAACUGCACAGAAAAUCUCGUCACAGGGCUCAGCUUGGGCCGCAACAACGUCCGGGGCGACCUGACGGAGAUGCUUGCCCCAAGCAUCGUAGCGCCCCUCAGCUGCUCGCUGCGUGCUAUCUUUCUGUCGGGCAACGCGGUAUCCGGCCGCAUUCCUGACGCCGUGAGCGGCCUGCGCGACCUGAAAGUGCUGUCGCUGGCCAGCAACGAUCUUGUGGGCACGCUGCCGCACGCGCUGAGCCGCAUCACGGGGCUUGAGGAGCUGGACGUGUCCUCCAACAGCCUCACAGGCCUGGUGCCUCCGGGUCUGUGCGGCAUGGAGCAGUACCGCCCGCUGCGCGACCUCAUCCUGUCCAACAAUCGCUUCAACGGCUCGCUGGCGGUGCCCGACUGCGACAGCCUCAUCACACUGGAUGGGCAGAACAACAACUUCAGCGGCCCGCUGCCUGACUUCUCCACCUACCGGCAGCUUCACAUCCUGCGCCUGGGCAACAACAGCUUCAACGGCAGCGUGCUCGUGAGCGGCUUCGAGCUGCGCCUGCUGGCGGUGCUGGACCUGUCCAACAACUACCUGACCGGCACGCUGCCCAACCUGGCUGGCAACGGCAGCCUGCUGACGCUGGUGCGGCUGUACGGCAACUCCUUCACCGGCCCCCUGCGCGGCAACAUGUUCACACUGGGCAACCUGGGCACCGUCAUGGCGCAGUGGAACAACCUCACCGGCACGCUGCCGCCGAACGUGGGCGACGCGCGCGGGCUGUCGGUGCUGCAGCUCAAGGGCAAUGAGCUGCACGGCCGCCUGCCCGACAGCCUGGCCAAGAUGGCGGCCAGCGGCUCGCAGGUGGACCUGUCCCUCAAUUGGCUGUCCUGCUGCGGCCUGGACUUUGACGGCACCGGAUACCGGCGCUGGGACCUGACCGCCCCCCGCCUGCCGCCCUUCCUGUCGCACUCGGCCGAGCUGGCGCUGCCGGUGGUGGACCUGCCCAACGUGGACUACUCCAACAUGAGGUGCCCGGUGCUGGCGUUCUCGCCGCAGAAGGCCGCGGCGCGCGGCUUCAACCUGACGGGGCUGCUGCAGGGGGUGGACGCAAGCCGCUACGACGCCGCCACGGGCGCCCUGGUGACCAGCACCACCUUCAAGCUCACGGACGCGGACGAGGGGGCAGGCACCGACAACGGCACGCUGCUCAACUGGAACCUGGACCCCGAGUAUUAUCUGUACGAGAACUGCUACUGCCUGGAGGGCUUUGAGCAGGUGUGGACCGACCCCGUCCCCGGCCAGGUGUCCAUGGGCCGCCGCCUCUACUGCAACAAGAUUGUGGUGCCCUGGUACCAGGCCAAGCCGUGGGCGGUGGUGCUCAUUGUGCUGGGUGGACUGCUGCUGGCGGCGUGGGUGACCUACCUCAGCUGCUACCGCCGCGGCAAGCGCGCGGCCUUCAUGCAGGGUGUCCGCAACCUGAAGAAGCGCGUCAAGGGCGAGCCGCUGGGCGGCCAGGUGUCCAUCGUGGUCACCGACAUCGAGGGCUACUCGGACCUGAUGAAGCAGUCUCCGGAGCUGAUGACUCGCGCGCUCAACCUGCACAACGCCAUCAUCCGCAAGGCGCGCUGGGCCAACUUCGGCUACACGGUGGAGCAGGAGGGCGACAGCUACGUGCUGGUGUUCUACGAGGCGCUGGACGCAGUCAUAUUCUGCCUGCAGACGCAACUGGCGCUGAACCGGCAGGUGUGGCCGGAGGGGCUGUUCACCAGUGAGCCCCGCGACGCGCCCUCGCGCCGCCGCACGCCAGGCCCCGGCCUGCUCACCGCCUUGUCUGCGAUGACCAACAACAUCACCCACUCGCUCUUUGGCGGCGCCGGCAAGGCCAACGCCGCCGCCGCCGCCAGCGCGCCGCCGGGCGUAGCGCCGGGCCUGGUUCCGGGGGCCUUGGGCUUGCCGGCCGGCGGCGGCGCCGCAGGCGGCGGCGGCGGCGGUGUGGAUGACCGGGACCGCUCCAUGAGCCUUGUACUGCCCAGCGCCAUGCGCACCGCGCAGUACUCGAUGGAUGGCCGCCCCGACUCGAGACAGAGCUCCAUGAUGCCCAUCGCGCAGCGCGAGAUCAGCACGCUGGGCACCCCGCUGGGCGACCCCUCCUCCGGCCUGGCGGCGCCGGGCGGCGGCGGCGGCGGCGGCGGCGGCGGCCUUCGCGCCAAGAAGGAGUUCAGCCUGUUCAACGGCAUCCGGGUCCGCAUGGGCAUCACCACGGGGCUGCUGCCGCCCGGCAGUAUGUGCAAGGGCAGCGCGGUGCUAGACCUGGCCAAGAUGGUGUCGGACAGCGCCAACGGCGGGCAGGUCAUGAUGGACGAGCCCACAUUCACAGACAUCAAGGAGCGCAUGGAGGAGCUGGGCGCUGUGGACCACAACGGUAUGAACUUCAAGAAGCUCAACGCCAUUCAGCCGCCCUGGUACUCAUGCAUGAGGCGCAAGUCGCGGCGCAACCCGGACGACGCACUGCUGCUGGACAUGGGCGAGUACACCUACGCCGCAGCCAAGAGGCUGCCGCUGUACCAGCUGGACGGCACGGGCGGCGGCGGCGGCGGCGGGCGCGGCGGCGCGGGCAGUGGACCCAUGGGUGUAGACACGCCGGUGGGCGGCGGCGGCGGCGGCUUCGGACUGCUGCCGCCCUCCACCCCCAAGGCCAGCCGGCGCAACAAGGGCCCUGAGCGGCUGCGUCUGUACCAGCUGGCUCCGCCGCUGCUGGUGGGGCGGGCCAAGGUGUUUGGCAACAAGGUCACGCUCAAGGACGAGUGGGUGUGCUCCGACCAGCCCUACUUCGCAGCGCCGGGUGAGGACGGCGACUUCAAGUACAUGGUCGCCUUCGCCACACCGCAGGCGGCGGUGGAGUGGGCGCUGCUGCUGCAGGACGUGUUGCUGUACGCGGACUGGCCCGAGGCCGCGCUCAAGUUCUGGCGCGAGGAGUGGGACGAGCAGGGGAACCUGCUGUUCCGGGGACCCAGGAUGAAGGUGGGCAUCUGCGAGGGCCCUCCGCGCUCCAUCAUCCCCGACCACCUGGGUCGAGCCGACUAUCACGGCGCCUCCAUCAACCAGGCCGCCCGAUACAUGGACGCCGCGGCGCAUGGCGGCAUGAUCGCGCUGGAGGCCGCCCUGGCCAUGAAGGUGGUGACCUGGUGGCGCUGCCAGGCGGGCGUCUCAGCCGCCGCCGCCGGAGUGUCAGCCUUCAGCACCGGCGGCGCAGCCGCCGCCGCGGCGGCCGCCGCCGCCGGCGGCGUCGCUGGCGGCGGCGGCCACUACACACUCACCGUGGCAGCGGCAGCGACCGCCGGCGCCUCGGCCUCCGCCUCCUCCACCUCCUCUGCGCCCACCUUCGGCGCCGCCGGCUCUGCCUCCUCGGCGCACAGCGCCGCCGCCGCCGCCGCCGCCGGCCGGCAGCCGAUUGUGCUCGGCAGCCUGGGCGGCAGCGGCGGCAUUUCCGCCGCCGCCGCGGCGGCAGCCGCCGCCGGCGCCAGUGAGUCUGGCGGCGUGGGCGGCGGGCGGCGCAUGAGCGUGGUGCAGGAGGGCGGCGAGGGAGACUUGUCGCCAGUGGAGGCGUCGCAGCUCGGAGCCAAUGCCGGCCGCCGCGGCAGCACCGGCGCCGUUAGCAGAGCGCCGGCGCCGUGGGACGACUCCGGCUCGCUACCGGCGGCAGUUGCAGGGCCGGCGGCGGCGGCGGCUGCCGGCACGCCGCGGUCGGGGUCGCUUGGCGGCGCCGCCGGCGCCGCCGCGGCGGCAGCAGGCAAGGCGCUUGCGACGGCGCUGCCGCCGUCAUUCCAUGCGGCCGCGGCGGCGGCGACGCCGGCGGCGGUGACGUCGGAGCCGCUGCAGCGGCUGCGGCUCGGCGGCAACGUCAGCCGCAAGGUAGUGCCGCUGGGGGCAGCUGGCGGCGGCGGCGGCGGCGGCGGCUUUGGUGGCGGCGCGCUGGUGGCGGCGCCGCUGGUUGCCUCGGCCGCCGGCCUCGAGCAGGAGGAGGAGCAGGAGGGCGAGGGCGCCGGGGAUGGAGUGGAGGUGGAGCGGACGUCUGAGGCGCGGCCCUCCAUUGACUUGUGGUCGCAGGCUCGCGGGGGCCGCGGCGGGCCCGGCCGGCCCGGAUCGCUGGUGCCGCCACGCACCCGCACCCAAGAGCCGGGCCGCCGCGACGGACCGGCGGGCGGGCAGGCCGGCGGCGGCGGCGGCGGCAGUGGCGGCGUUGUGGAGGGGGAGGAGGAGGACGGUGACGAGGCGGCGACGCCACCCGCCGUGCAGGGCCGCGGUGGCCACAUUGGCGACGGCGUGGCUUCAGCGGCGGCGGCCGGGGCCGAGGGAGCCGGUGCAGGCGCGCCCGAAGGCGAGGGCGAGGACGAGGGCGAGGCCGGGCGGCGACAGCUGGAGCACCAAGAGCUCUCGCUGCGGACCGAUGUCUCCAUCGCCCGGCGGCUGGGCGGCGGCGCAGGCGGCGGCGGCGGCAGCGGCAGUGGGAAGGAGCGCUCCUCCCUGCGGGACCGCGACGGCGCCGCCGCCGGCCCCAUCGCGGAGGGCCUGGAGGGCGAGGCGCCGGGCGGCGCCGUGGACGCCGCCGCCCUGGCGGCGGCGGCGGCGGCGGCGGCGGCGGCGGCAGGCGCCGCCGUCAGCGCUGACGGCAUCACGGCCCAGCAGCAGGGCAGGCCGGGCAGCGCCGGCAGCGCCGGCCCCGGUGGCGGCGUCACACUCAGCGCCUCCGGCUCACCGCACGCGGCGGACGUGCCAGACCACACCGCCGGCUCCAACCCCGCCGCCGCCGCCGCCCCCGCCGCCGCCGCCGCCGCCGCCGCCGCCGCCGCCGCCGCCGCGGCCGCCGCCAACGGCUCCGGCUCCGGGCGCUCCUCCGGGAGUGUGCCGCUGCCGCCGCUGCCGCUGGCUCCCUCCGUCAACGCCGGCGGCGCGGCCUCUUCCCGCUUCUCCCAAUCCAACUCCAUGGGCACGCAGCACAGGACGCAGCCGUCCCUAUCCACUGGCGGUGCCGCCGCCGCGCGGCCCACCUCGCCUUGGCGCGUGCAGUCCGCCAGUGCCAGCGGCGUGGCGGCGAUCGCGUCGGCGCCGACCAGCACGCACGGCGGCGCCGCCGCCGGCGCCGCCAGCGGCCCUGUGCAGGCUGUGCAUCGGCAGCUGUCCACCGCCAUCGCCGCCAGCGGCAAUUCCAUGUCGACGGCGUCGCCGCUGCGCAGCCCGCGCCCGCCGUCGCUGCCGCCGCUGGCGCUGCCCAGUGAGCAGGAGCGCGACGAGGCGUUGGCGGUGGAGCGGGCGGUGGCGGACGAGGCGAACAAGGUGGCUGUGGACGCACCCGAGGGCGCCACCUACCUGGCCCACGUGGUGGCGGCGCGCAUCGGCGUGUUCCGCUUCAAGGGCAGCCCCGAGGACAUCCCCAUGGCGCACAUAACGCUGCUGCAGCUGGCGGGCAGGAGGUUCCCCACGGAUGCGCCCAAGGGCAAGGGCGGCAAGGUGGCGGACGCCAGCGGCCAGCUGUUCGAGAUGGAGACGGCGCUGCCCGACCUAGCCUCGCGACUCAAGGAGCGGUACAUGGCCUCACGCCCGCCGCCGCCGCCGCAGCCCGCCGCCGGCGCCGAGGUCACCCGCUCCUCUCCCUCCGUGCGCCGUCUGCGCGCCCUACUUGGCGGCAGCAGCCACGGCUCCGGCAACCCCACCGUCCCCAACUCGCCCGCCUCCCCCGGCGGCACCUCGCUCUUUCAGAAGACACGCAGCCUGGCGGCGCGUGCCGGGUUCGGCGCAGACACGGCGGCGGCGGCGGCCGCCGCGGCGGCGGCUGGCGGCGGCUUGCCGCCGCCGCCGCCGUGCGGCAUCAACCGCCGCGGCUCGGGUCUGAUGGGCCUGCUGGCGGUAGCAAGUGUGAAGUGGGGCUCAGGUACGGGGCUGGGCGGCAGCGGCGGCAGCGCGGGUGGCGCCAGCGGCGGCGCGCCGGCGGUUCUGUCGUCGCCCACGGUGCCACAGCGGAGCAGCCUGGACCCGGCAGAGGCGCCCGCCACCGGCGCAGCAGACGCUAUGGAGUCGGCGGGCGCGGGUGCGCCACCCGCCGCCGCGGCGCCGGCCGCAGCUGCCGCUUUGUUCUCCAGCACGGGGUCAGUGGCGGCGCCGUCGACGCCGGUCGUGGCGCCGCCGCCGCCAACUCCGGUUGGCGGCGCCGCCGCCGACUUCGCGUCGGCGGGUGCCGCCGCCGCUGCUGCGGCGGAUCCGUCGGUCCUGGUCCCGGCGCUGGGUCCGGCGGCGGUGGUGGCUGGGGCGGCGCCGGCCACGCCGCGAGGAGGAUUGCAGCAGCCCGGCACAUCGCCGCUGCGUCACCGCACGGCGGCAGACGACCCGAUUCCGGAGCGCCGUUCCCCGGUGUGGGCGGCCGCGGGGACGGCAGGAGCGGUGGAGCUGGCGACGGUGGUGACAGCCGAGGCGGCGGAUGAGCGUGUGUGAGCGGAGCGGGGCGGGAGCUGUGUGGCGGAGGGGCUGCGCGCUUUUUAGGUUGAGCUUGUCUGUUGGGGUGUCAUGCCUUUGUGUGCUCGUGGGCACGACAUGGCUGAUGUGCAGCUGCAAGUACACUGUGAAAGGUGUGACUGGUGGGAAAGUCGAUCGUGUACCCAAACUCGGGGGUGUAUGUGUGUAUGGGCUUGAGCCCUGGGGAUUAGCUAGCUUAACAACAAUGUGGCAGAGCAACUUGAAGCGGGGCGUCUUUGUGAUGGAGGCUGGACAUCAGAUGUGUUAGCCUGGGGCCGUGAGCCCCGCUAUGCAGCACUACACUUUGCACUGAGCAGUCAGAUGACGGAAGUGCGGAAGGUGAGCAGCAGCUUAGAGCGCCGAAAUAUCGGGCAUCGCAGGGGGCGCAGACAAUUCGUGGUGGCCUGUGUGUAUGGUACGUCGUACCACGGGAUGAAGAACAAAUGGAGGGGCGGCGUGGCAAAACAGGAUAUGUGGCCCGUUGAACUAGAGAAGUGGUCGGUGGUGCCUCGCCUAUUAGUGUCUUGUACAUUUGUGUUCAGCUGUUCAGCAUGUGGUGUUGAGCACUGGCGCUUUGCUUGCGCGCUAUUUCGGGGUCAUUGCGUUGCGUGUACUGUUGACUGUGUGUGUGAGUUGCGUGGCUUAGAGCGCAGUAUUACACGCGGCCUUACAGAUAGGACACAGUUCAGGGCUUUGGGGCACUGUAAAAGCGAGUGUUU
Messenger RNA from Chlamydomonas reinhardtii, 7897 nucleotides. RefSeq lists its product as uncharacterized. Lineage: Eukaryota; Viridiplantae; Chlorophyta; Chlorophyceae; Chlamydomonadales; Chlamydomonadaceae. The transcript is spliced from 33 exons. Gene Ontology annotation, molecular function: protein binding. The record is from RefSeq and is a predicted model, not a curated record. Gene Ontology annotation, biological process: intracellular signal transduction; cyclic nucleotide biosynthetic process. Bases 762 to 7157 code for a protein of 2131 amino acids.